AUGAAACUGCUUAAAAUUUACCUGAUAAACUGCCCAAAUACGGCAGAAUCACAAAUAUAUUGUAUUAAGCAUGAAAAAACCGAAGAUCUGCAUGUUUUAAAGGAAAAAAUAUUUUUAAGAUGUCCAUCGCUCAAAGAAGUACUAUACGAGCCUCAAAUCUAUUGGUUUGAUUUGGAAUGUGACAAAAUAAUGAUUGCUUGCGAAGACGAUUUAAAAUUCUUUCUAAACGAAUCGGAAGUAACAAAACUGAUCUUUGACUAUAAAUGUUACUCUCAAGAUUCAUCUAGGAAACGUCACUUGACAGAUGACGAAAGUUCUGAAUCAUCUAGAAGAAUAAGAAGGAAAUUACAAGAAAUAGAUUUAGACUCAGAAUCGUCGAUGGACACAGACGAGCUUAAUGAAAAGGAUAUAGAAAGCCAAAUUAUACCAACCCAAAGUAUAAUCUUGACAACGGAAGAACAACCAGUUCCUUCAACUUCUCAAGCUAUUCAAAAUGAUCAAAAUGUAAAUGUAUUGAGUGUUGAAAUCAUACAGUCAGCAGAUGAAGUUGAUGGCAAGCAAAGUGAUGUAAAUAAUGAAAAAACAGAAAAAACUGCAAACGAAGAAAUAGCAGAGAUCAUUGAAGAAAGUAAUGCACAGUCAGAAGUGCCUAAGAAACGAAAGAUUUCAGACUCGAAUAAAAUUGUCAUUUCCGAUUCAUCAGACGACGAAGAAGACACAAGAAGAAAUAGACGUCACUCAGAUGGACAUUAUUCAUCAAGCUAUUCCUUUGCCUAUAGCGGAAACGGCGGUAGAUUUGAGCAAAGAUCAUCAUUUGAUGACAAUUUUAGACAAUUUAAUCACCAUCGCACAUAUAAUCAAUAUAGACCACGAUAUAGAGACGAGCAAUUUGAAAAUAUGAACAGAAUUUUCCAGAAUGCACAAGCAAUGCGUGAAAAUGUGUUAAGGAAUGCAGAUUCGCUCAGACAGAACACAAUUAGAAAUAUAAGAAAUUCAGCAACAAUUUUACCACAGAUUUUGUCAUCUUUUCAAUCACAUUUUAGGCCAUUAUUUCAGCAGCCUGGAUUUAACAGUCAACCACGUUAUCCAAGAAAUCAUCGUCAUUAA
This is a messenger RNA of Chironomus riparius, 1107 nucleotides long. The record is from the annotation of a GenBank genome assembly. Lineage: Eukaryota; Metazoa; Arthropoda; Insecta; Diptera; Chironomidae.